CCACAUUCCACAACAUCGAACAUAAAAAAUUCAUUCCGAUAAAAAAAAAAAAAAAAAUCAAACCUAACCUGUUGUCGACUGCUUUACUUGCUCUUCUUCCUCAAAUCCAAAACAAAAUUUCCUAAUUCUUUAACUCCAAUGAAUCCGAAAUUAGUAGUGAUGGCGUUUUCAUUUUUUCUGCUACUCUCUCUCUGCUACUCCGCCGAGUUCAGAUGCAACAGCGGCUGCAAUUUGUAUUUGGCAUGGUACUUCAUCCUGCAAGGAACCAACCCAAGCUUCAUAGCCGAUGUUGAGAACACCUCAGAGUCGCUCGACGCAAUUCACCGUUUCAUUAGAGAUCAAUUCCCAAACAACGACGGUUACCACGGAUUCGCCAUAAGCAGAAGCCCCUUCCCCUGUAAUUGCAGCAGCGAUGGAUUCGUCGGCUACGUUUUACAAUACAGCGUGCUAUCCAACGACACCUACGACAUCAUCACCGAGGAGUACUACUCAAACCUGACCACGGUUUUCUGGUUAGAGCGGUUCAAUAGCUAUACGGCUGCGGAUAGUAAUCUUAUAACUCCUUCGAUUAACGUUACUGUGAAUUGCUCGUGUGGGGACAGGGUCAUUUCCAAGGAUUAUGGGUUGUUCAUCACGUAUCCUCUUAGGCCCGAGGAUAAUUUGGUGUCAAUUGCAAGUCGGUUCAAUGUUACUGCUGAGGAGCUGCAGAGAUAUAACGUUGGUGCCAAUUUUAGUGGAGGAAGUAGUUUGCUGUAUAUUCCAGGCAGAGCGUCUGAUAUUGUGCUUGGGGGAAUUCUUAACAAACUCAGGCGAUCGCGGUUCCAAGGUCUGGCACUGUUUCCAGGUUAUAUGGACAUAGCAACCAAGAAAUCAGUGGAGUUCUCAUAUGAAGAACUUGCUGAGGCUACUGAUAACUUCAGUACGGCUAAAGAGAUCGGCAAAGGUGGCUUUGGGUCUGUUUACUAUGCAGUACUGAGAGGGGAGAAAGCAGCAAUCAAGAAGAUGGACAGGAAAACUUCAAAAGAAUUUCUAACUGAACUAAAGAUUUUAACACAUGUUCAUCACGAAAAUGUGGUCCAAUUGAUUGGAUAUUGUGUAAACUCUCUUGGUUCUUCUCUUUUUCUAGUUUAUGAAUACAUGGAGAAUGGCAACUUAAGCCAACAUUUGCAUGACUCCGGGAAGGAUCCAUUGCCAUGGUGUACUAGGGUACAAAUUGCCCUUGAUUCCGCUAGAGGCCUUGAAUAUCUGCAUCAUUUUACUGUUCCUGCUUAUAUUCAUCUUGAUGUUAAGCCAGCAAACAUAUUAAUUGACAAGAACUACCAUGGAAAGGUUGCAGAUUUUGGAUUGGCAAAACUAAAAGAUUUGGAUAGAAACGCACUGCCGAGCACACGUCAUCUUGUGGGUACAUUUGGAUACAUGCCACCAGAGUAUGGUGAAUUGGGCAUGGUUUCUCCAAAAGCAGAUGUUUAUGCCUUUGGGGUUGUCCUUUAUGAACUUAUUUCUGGCAAGGGAGCUAUUGUGGAGACAAAUUCUAGUGUUGAAUUCAAGGGCCUUUAUGCAUUGUUUAAUGAUGCUCUUAAUCAUCCUGAUACUAGGGAAAUCUGCAUUAGCACAUUGGUUGACCCAAGGCUUGGAGAUAACUAUCCAUUUGAUGUAGUUCUCAAGAUGGCUCGACUUGCCCGGGCAUGCACACGUGACGAUCCGGAAUCACGUCCGAGUAUGAGAUCUGUUUUGUACUCCUUAAUGACUCUUUCAUCCCUAACAGAGGAUUGGCAAAAGAAAUUUUAGAAUUUAUCUGUUAUAUGUACAAUUAUUUCGUUUUAGUCAUUAAUCAUGAUGGAUUUCAUCUGGAUUCUAUCAUAAACAGUAGACAAUUUAUCCGUA
Molecule: messenger RNA, 1884 nt
Organism: Hevea brasiliensis (rubber tree)
Lineage: Eukaryota; Viridiplantae; Streptophyta; Magnoliopsida; Malpighiales; Euphorbiaceae
Product: chitin elicitor receptor kinase 1
Exons: 10
Coding region: 139-1788 (549 amino acids)
Biological process (GO): innate immune response; protein phosphorylation
Molecular function (GO): transmembrane receptor protein kinase activity; ATP binding
Source: RefSeq, a predicted model, not a curated record